UCAUCCGCCCUCCGCGCAGUUUGCUCCCAGAGAUCCGCGCAGCUGUUCCAGAGAGCCGGAUAGCAGGCACUCUCAGCUCGUAUUUAUUUGUUCGCUCAGCCGGAGGAGGUGUUUGAAGAUGGUCUGCGGCGGGUUCACUUGUUCCAAAAACGCUCUGUGCUCCCUGAAUGUGGUGUACAUGCUGGUCGGGCUGCUGCUAAUUGGAGUAGCAGCGUGGGGGAAGGGCUACGGCUUGGUGUCGAGCAUCCACAUCAUUGGUGGGGUCAUCGCGGUGGGCGUUUUCCUGCUGCUCAUUGCUGUUGUAGGACUGAUCGGAGCCAUCCACCACCACCAAGUCAUGCUUUUCUUUUACAUGGUCAUUCUCUUCAUUGUCUUCCUCUUCCAAUUUGGAGUUUCAUGUUCCUGCUUGGCGAUGAACAGUGAGCAGCAGGAGAAACUUCUGAACUCUGCAUGGGAACUGAUGGAAAACAAGACCCGGGCAGACCUGGAGAGUCAGCUUAACUGCUGUGGGCUGUUCAACAGCACUGAAAAACACCAGGUUAACCGGGACUUCAAGAGCUGUCCUGCUCAAUGCGCAAAGAAAGGUGAAUGUGUGCCCUGCGGGAACAAGAUGCUGGAUCAUGCCACAGAGGCUCUGAAGAUCCUCGGGGGCGUGGGGCUCUUCUUCAGCUUCACAGAGAUCCUGGGGGUGUGGCUCGCUGUGCGCUACAGAAACCAGAAGGAUCCACGAGCAAACCCGAGUGCUUUCCUAUAGUCUGUCCCACGUCACGGCGCAGUAGGUGCAGUUUCAGACACACUGGUACACACAGAAUAACGCACAUCUAGAGGCAGACACUCAGGCAUAUAAAUACAGAGCCACAACAACCACAACACAGAAUGGACGAGCGCACGCAGCACCUGAAAAACAGAGAAAAACAAAAUGCACACCUUCACCGUGAGACUGAGAAACUCCAACAAACUGUCCAGAAAAAUGCAAGCUGGAAGACUUGGAUACUUAUGUGUGAAAGGAUGAGAAGUGGUACUUGUUGGUAUCACAACCCAGCCUUGAUUUGAGUACCAGAUUUCCCGAUUGCAGCGAGAUAUCUCUGCAUGCGUCCUCUCACGCCUGCACAAACCAACAGGCUCUCAUUCCACAGUCAAACCUAACGACUGCGCGGUGUCCGACAUAACUUGUAUGCACCUUGAAUUUUCUGCUAAUGUAGUGCCACCUCUUAACGACAAAUAUACUCCUCCUGGUGAUGUGAUGUGUAUCCAAACAUGUCCCGGCAUGAUGAGAGAAGGCACAUACUUGACAUGUGGUGUAAAGUAGUUUUUGAAAGGGUAAAAAAAAAAAAAAAAUGUAUACCCCCCCCCACACACACACACAAAAACCAGGAUUAUGGAUUAGGUAGUAUAUUUUAGAAAAUGAAAUUGCUAGUCUUUGGAGUUAAAAUAUUUAUGAACUGUAACUGAGCCAACUAACUUUUAAACCGUUAGUGAUGCCAACGGGCUGCAGCCUCGAUGUUGUACAUAAUCUUUACAUACUGUAGUUCACAGAAAGUGUGUUCUCGGUGGGUUUGCCGUGUAGUUUUUUCCCCCUUUUAGCCGGGAGGUUUGCUUGCAGAUUCGGCGUCUCUGAAAGCCUGAAUAAUCCUCGCCUCUUCUUGUAUUUAACAUUUUCUUCAGUGUCGCACAGUGACGUUGCUUAGCGUAGAUUCUGGUUGUAGAAAAAUGGAUUAAGGUACAUCUUGUUACCUUCUGUGUAACUGGAAGAAAUCUCAAUAACGUAAAACAUUAAUAAGUGCUGUUUGAUUUGAGAUAAUCAAGUGAAUUUGGCCAAAACUGCUUAUUGCAAAUCCAGUUUGUUUUUUAUUGUGUUAAUUGUGAGAAUGUGCUUUUGUUUGCUUUUCUUUUCUUUUUUUUUUUUUUUUUUAAUAUUUUAAAGCUUGUGAUUCUUUGGUGCAGUUAUUUUUAUGUGUACUACCACCAGCUUUUUUUUUUUCUUGUUCAUCAGUGUUAAAACACUUUGUAAAAUGUGCUUGUUAAAUAUUUUCAGCAUCUGUUUAAGUUAAAGGAUGCACAGUAAACAGCUGUUGUAGUUUUAUCGUUUUUGCUCGAUAUUGAACGUUAUCUGUUGAUGAAUAAUUGCUCAGUCUGUCUUUAAACAGGUUUUUUUUUCCUCUCUUUUGAUUUGCUUUUAACUUAAAGGACUAACACAAGCUGUAAUUAUGUCUUACUUGAACCUGUUCACUUUACUGAUUAUGGAUUUCUUGCUGCUGGUUUGGAGUUCUUGUUGUAAGCAAAACAUUGACAGAUCUUAAGCGUUAUUAUGCCAUAUAUUACACCUCAAUUUGAAUUUGUGUGCAGUUGUUAUUCAAAUGUAAUUUUUGAGACUUAAUUUUUCCAAAUAAUAAAAACCAAAUAAAAAUUG
This is a messenger RNA of Archocentrus centrarchus (flier cichlid), 2410 nucleotides long. It is a transcript of the gene tspan31, whose product is annotated as tetraspanin 31. The transcript is spliced from 6 exons. Bases 119 to 754 code for a protein of 211 amino acids. The record is from RefSeq and is a predicted model, not a curated record. Gene Ontology annotation, cellular component: membrane. NCBI's taxonomy places the organism in Eukaryota, Metazoa, Chordata, Actinopteri, Cichliformes, Cichlidae.